CUAAACAAUACAACCAUAGCCCCCUCUUCUGACAUAUCUAAUCUUCUUCUACUCUCUCCUUUUCAAUUCAUACGUAGCAAUAUUAGAUCCCUUCGGUUUCAAUCUCCGAUGGAUAACCGUGGCCAAUCUCCUCCACCGGUGGUGACCAAUCGUAUUGACGGAUUAGGCUUCCUCAUCUACUUCGCAACAAAUCCGAAGAGUAAUUUAUUAAUACGUUAUAUGUUUUUGUUACAUAUGUGAUUAUUUGUUCCUCGUAAUUCUUGUAACCAUUCUUCGGAUGCUUAUUUCAAAAUCAUCACCCAUACUUGCAAUUCUUUUUACAAAUCCAAGAAAUUGUUUCAAGAUCAUACUUCUUUUUCUGUAUACAAAAUCUCGCAUCAAGCUGUCAUCUCAAUUGUUUUUUAGAUCCAAAAUCUCUGAUCAAUCUUUUUUAUCUCAAAAAGCCCAUAUAGCCCGGGCCGAAGCCCAUAUGGAGAAACUACUAACGUGGAACCAUUCUUGUUCCCCCCGCCCCCUUUCCUUCUAAACCCUAAGAUCGAUCUCACUGCCUUACUCCUGAUUUGUUUCUCCUGAACAAUGGCGGAUCUCUACCGCAUGUAUGGAGAGGAAGCCCCAACUGUUGGUAUGGUCGUGAUGAUUCAAGUCCGUAUUGUGAGCCCUAUGAGUUUAGUGUCUCUUCCUGAGUAUGGCAAUCUCGUGGGAUACAUUGAAGAGCCCGGAUCUGUUGUAGGCCGGAUUGAGCCAGCUCUUAUACUAAGUACUGCUCCCCACCUCCUACUCAGCAGGAACCUAACGUUUGAACAAAGACAUUCUUGUGAAGAGAGGUUUAUUAAGGCCAAACAUGUUCAAACUAUCAUGCGAUAUGUGGCUAGGUCGACCUCGCUUACUCUGCGGGAGUUGCAUGCUCUUCUUGGUUGGCCAUCUUACCAAGAUGUCAUCAACCUGGAUUCCAAUUUCUGGAGGUUUCCAGAAUACCUCCAUCCUCCUUUUAAAGCUUGUAUGCUUUUGAGUGUCUCAUGUCAUCCUCUCCGCCGCAACCCUAGGAUUCUGUGUCCCUCAAUGGUAAUCCAAAACCUUUUUACCUGUUGGGCUUAUGCCUUAAUUAGGCAAUUUGAAGGUCUUUUGAAGCUCAAUGGUAUAAUGGAGAUGGACGAGUAUCUGUAUGUCAAUGAUCUUAUUGAACUUACAACAACUAAGUCACCUAAAGGUGACAUACGUAGUCUAUCUGAAGCCAGGCGUGCUCUUGUAGAUUGCGGUAUCAGAUCUACAGAUGGGAACACUUACAAAUUAUCUUCAAUGAAAGUUCUCUCCAGUCAUAAUUAUAGUAGUGAAGAUUGGGACACUAUGCUAGAAGAACUUGCUAUGAAUGGGAGUCCGAUUGCAGUCACAGCUAUCUGGUUCGAUAGCUACACUUCCAAAGAAGAUAUAGUCUUUACCCCACUCAUUGAGGAACUGGAUGCAUAUUUUAAGAAACCUCGGCAGGGGAGGUGUCACACCAUGCUUUUGACAGGUGUUGGUGAAAAUGACGGGGAUGGAACCCCUUUCUAUGAGAUGCAAGACAGUGGCGGUGAUGUUCAGAAUGGUAACAGGGGGUUUCUACGUUUUUCCAGUUUUUAUUCUCCGGUCAUUGAGUGUGUUAAGAUGACGCUAUGAUCUUAUCUCCUGUCUUGUUUCGGGUUUAUUUAGCCAUAACUAGUAUGUCAAGUUUUUCCAGAGUGUUUUUGGCUAUUUCUUUGAUUGGUAUUUUAGUUUCUUGAAAUAUCUAUUUGUAAUGAAUAUUCUAAGUAUGAAGACGUUUGUAGAGACACUCAACAACGAUCGCAAAGUAGUGAAGAAAUUAAACGUGUUA
Molecule: messenger RNA, 1849 nt
Organism: Camelina sativa (false flax)
Lineage: Eukaryota; Viridiplantae; Streptophyta; Magnoliopsida; Brassicales; Brassicaceae
Product: eukaryotic translation initiation factor 2 subunit alpha
Biological process (GO): translational initiation
Cellular component (GO): eukaryotic 48S preinitiation complex; eukaryotic translation initiation factor 2 complex
Molecular function (GO): RNA binding; ribosome binding; translation initiation factor activity
Source: RefSeq, a predicted model, not a curated record